Amphibalanus amphitrite is the source of this 1628-nucleotide messenger RNA. Its product is annotated as tRNA pseudouridine synthase A-like. Gene Ontology annotation, biological process: tRNA pseudouridine synthesis; mRNA pseudouridine synthesis. Lineage: Eukaryota; Metazoa; Arthropoda; Thecostraca; Balanomorpha; Balanidae. The transcript is spliced from 9 exons. Bases 25 to 1407 code for a protein of 460 amino acids. Gene Ontology annotation, molecular function: pseudouridine synthase activity; RNA binding. Gene Ontology annotation, cellular component: nucleus. The record is from RefSeq and is a predicted model, not a curated record.
UCAUGUUCGGCGGAAAUCGCUAAGAUGAGUGCUGCCGCUGCCACGAACGGUGCCAAGCGCGCUGCCGCCGAAACAGACGAGGCGUUGGCGAAGAAGUCGCGUGUCGAUGGCGGCGGCGGUGCCGACGUGGCGGCCCAACCGGCCGGGGCGGAGGUGCCGUCGGCCGAGCGCUGGAAGCUCAAAAAGGUCCUGCUGCUCAUCUCCUACUCAGGGAAAGGCUACCUGGGAAUGCAGAGGAACCCGGGCUGUCGGACCAUCGAGGAGGACCUGUUGCAGGCUCUGUUCAAGGCGCGCGCCAUUCCCGAGCACGGCCUGCGCGAGCAGCAGAGCGUCUGGUUCCAGCGCGCCGCGCGCACAGACAAGGGCGUCUCGGCUGUCAAACAGUGCGUCUCGCUUAAAAUGGCGGCCGACACGGAGGGCAUCCUGGAGACCAUCAACUCGCACCUGCCGGACCAGAUCCGCGUGUUCGACAUGCGCCGCGUCACCAAACGGUUCGACGCCAAGCAGCAGUGCUGCGCGCGCACCUACCAGUACAUGAGCCCGACGUUCGCGUUCGCGCCGCUCGAGGCGGUUGUGUCCGAACAGUACCGGAUGUCUGACGAAGUCCUGGAGAAUGUGAACCGGUUGCUGAAGAAGUUUGAAGGGACGCAUAACUACCAUAAUUUCACCUCCAGAAGGCAGCCCACGGACCCGAGCAGUAAGCGCUUCAUCAUGUCGAUGACCUGCGGCAAACCGUUUGUGCGGGAGGGCAUCGAGUUUGUCGUCAUCAAAGUGAAAGGUCAGAGUUUCAUGCUGCACCAGAUCCGAAAGAUGAUCGGCACGGCGAUGGCAGUGGCCCGCGGCCACGCCGCCGAGGGUGUGUUCGAGCGCGCCUGGAGCCUGGACAGAAUCGACCUGCCGAUGGCACCCGCCCUCGGCCUCAUGCUGCACGAGGUCCACUACGACCAGUACAACCAGCGGUUCGGCAGCGGCGGCCACAACACGCACGCCAACAUCGAGUGGAGCGGCGUCGAGGAGCAGCUGGCCGCCUUCACGGAGCGCUUCGUCCACUCCGACAUCGUGCAAACCGAGCUGCAGGACAAGUCUAUGUUGUCGUGGCUGGAGACACUUCCCCUACAUACAUUCGACAUCCGCGAAGGGGAUAAGAGUCCUCUGCUGGCCGCCAAACGGCAGGUGGAGGCCGAUACCGCAGCAAAGUCGGCAGAGGCGGCAGCGGACGGAGAGUCGGGGGAGGGGCAGCCGGCCAGCGCCGGCGAGGCUGAGGCUACUGCCGGGAAGUCGGCGGUAACAGAGGCCGAGGAGUCGGUGGCGGCGCGGGGAGAGUCGGUGGGCACCGACUCGCAGCUAGCCACACCGACAGAGGGAGAGGGCCGUGACCCGUCCUCUGCCGAGGCCCAGGCGAGCUGACCAAACGACUGGUGGUGUGGGACAUUCCGGCUGUUGAUCUGCCGCUGGGGUUUGAACGUGUCGGAUACAACUUCAUUUUUACAUCAAGGGUUUUGUCUGUGAUGUAUUUAGAUGUUUGUACCAACGACAUGCAGUGUUUGCCAUUGUUUUGUAUGUAUUGAUGAACAUGCAAUGAGUGUUUGCUACGACUUAUUGACAAUACAUUGGUGCACAGGAUUUCA